This is a messenger RNA of Anoplophora glabripennis (Asian longhorned beetle), 843 nucleotides long. RefSeq names its product growth hormone secretagogue receptor type 1-like. NCBI's taxonomy places the organism in Eukaryota, Metazoa, Arthropoda, Insecta, Coleoptera, Cerambycidae. The record is from RefSeq and is a predicted model, not a curated record. Gene Ontology annotation, molecular function: G protein-coupled receptor activity. Gene Ontology annotation, cellular component: plasma membrane. The transcript has a single exon. Gene Ontology annotation, biological process: G protein-coupled receptor signaling pathway. Bases 1 to 843 code for a protein of 280 amino acids.
AUGGUUGUAACCUCGAAACUAACACGGAUAUUAACUGUUUUCAGCCCAAUCCUGGCCAUCACCCAACAUGGUCCCGAAGAAUACGUGGACGGCUCCAUAGUAUUCGUCUGCUUCACUCUAGUGGAAGACCUCCUCCCUUGCGCGUUCUUCAUAGGUUCCAUCGUAGUAUUUUUCAUAUUCCCUCUAGCUAUUUUAAUUUGUAUAUAUGCUCUCAUAGCAAAAUCCCUGAUGGCCCACCCCACCAUGGCAGUCUCGACAAGAUCUAACGCCCUACCUUCUCAAAGCGUGGCCAAAUACAGGAAGCAGGUAAUUCUGAUGCUCGGCACCGUGGUCGCUGCAUUCUUCAUCUGCCUUCUGCCUUUCCGGGCCCUAACCUUGUGGAUAAUUGUAGCACCGGCCGGGUCCAGCUACGAAAUAGGUUUCGAGAACUACUACAACAUACUCUACUUCUCCAGAAUUAUGUUCCACAUAAAUUCGGCGGUAAAUCCCAUCCUGUACAACGUCAUGAGUUCGAAAUUCAGGGGAGGGUUCUUCAAGCUCUGCGGACUGAAGAGUAUAAGGAAGAGAUAUAGAAGGAAGCCAGAAAUGACCAGAAAGAGUACCACCAGUUCCUCGGCGCAUACCACUUCCCAACAAACGUCCGAUUCAAAUCUCAAAGGUAGCAGGAGUCAUUCUAGAUAUUCCACUAGCCUCAAGGAAGUCAAGGAAAUUCCUUCCGAGUGUGAAUGUUCCACGAGCGCAAACCAGAGUAAUUUGGCCAAAAAUGCCUACAUCAGAGCGCCUCUGCACAUCGCGCAUGGAAUAUGUGGGCAGAAACUUCCAAAUGGAGAGAUAUUCGUCUGA